AUGGAAAGGGUUCAUCUGGCAGAAUCUUUAGAUGAAUUACGUGACACAAUAAACACAUUAUCUAUAGGCGAUUCAAUUGAAAAAUACGGAUAUGAUUUCCCAUUUGAAAUUGAAGGACGACUUGAUUUAAUUGACUAUGCCGGUUUUGAUUAUAUCGGUACCUAUGAAUACGAAAAAAUGGUGAAACACUUGGUACUUCGAGAUGAAUCAAAUUUUCCAACAAAUAUGUUGCUUGAAAAAAUUAAUGAAUUUGUCAAAGCUAAAAACAUUUAUUUGCCAAAUGAUCAUAUUGGUAUAUUUUUGGCUUCUCCUCAAAACCAGCAUUUGUUUGAAAAAAUUUCAUUUGAAGGCAUCAUUGUUUCUUAUAACAAAGCUAAUAUUAGGAAUAACUUAGAUA
Messenger RNA from Racocetra persica, 397 nucleotides. NCBI's taxonomy places the organism in Eukaryota, Fungi, Glomeromycota, Glomeromycetes, Diversisporales, Gigasporaceae. The record is from the annotation of a GenBank genome assembly.